Messenger RNA from Helianthus annuus (common sunflower), 1146 nucleotides. RefSeq lists its product as uncharacterized. The coding region runs from base 1 to 1146 and encodes 381 amino acids. Lineage: Eukaryota; Viridiplantae; Streptophyta; Magnoliopsida; Asterales; Asteraceae. The record is from RefSeq and is a predicted model, not a curated record. Gene Ontology annotation, molecular function: zinc ion binding; nucleic acid binding. The transcript has 2 exons.
AUGGCUUUCAUGGCCGAUCAAUUUGCGCGUGUCGUCCCCAGAGUCAUUUCCGAGAUUCGAGCUUCCGAAACUCCUUACUCUUCCGUCGACUCUAAGGUCGAAGCACGCAAGCCCGCUUCGUUCAACUUUAAACACUUCUCGUCUUGCAAUCCCAAGCCAUUCACUGGCAAUGAUGGGGUGACCGCCAUGCUCGCGUGGUUCGAUAGCAUCGAGGUCACUUUCAUCAACAGUGACUGCCCUGAAGAGCUAAAAACGCGCAGCGCAACUGGGGUAUUCCAAGCCCGAGCUCUUGAGUGGUGGACGAGCGAAAGAAACAUCCGGUCGAACGAGCUAGCGUAUGCGUUGACUUGGGAGGAAGUCAAAGCUUUGAUGAUGGACGAGUUUUGCCCGCCUCAUGAGCAACGAAAACUAGGGGAAGAAUUUUGGGCUCUUAAGCAAGUGGGAGAUGAUAACCUAGCCUAUACCACCAGAUUCAAGCAACUCAGUUUCAUAGCCCCUCACCUUGUCUCAACCCCUGAGCGCCAGAAGAGCAAGUAUAUCAAUGGUUUACCCCCUAGCAUGCGUGAUACGAUCGAGGGAGCCAAACUCGAUAGCAUCGAAGCCAUUUACCGUUUGGUCGCAUCCUUGAACAACAACCGUGUUCGCGAUAAGCAAGCCGCAAACCCCGCUCCUUCGAAGCCAGCCCAUCAAAUCACCCAACAAUCGAAUAACAAUAGGGGGAAGAAGCGAAAGCAAUCCAACCCCGUUUGUAACGCGAUUGUGCCGCCUGUUAACUCGAACCCUGUUGCUCCUGAUAACACCCAAAAGUCGUACACUGGGAUUCACCCCAAGUGUGCCACUUGUAACUACCAUCAUCCCGUCAAUGCUAGGUGUCGCCGUUGUGGCCAUUGUAACCGUUAUGGACACGACACCGCCUUUUGCCGCUACCAACAACAACAAGCACCACAAGCUCAGCAAGCGCAACAAGCUCCACCUGCUCCUCAAAACGCAAGACCAGCUAGGGCUUGUUUCAAAUGUGGGGAUGUUAAUCAUAUUCGCCCUCAAUGUCCGUUAUGGAAUCAAGAGCAACAACAACCUCCUCGUGGACGCGCCUUCAACUUAAACGCAAAUCAAGCGCGCAACGACAAUGACGUCGUUAAUGGUUAA